Coccomyxa subellipsoidea C-169 is the source of this 939-nucleotide messenger RNA. RefSeq names its product eukaryotic initiation factor. Lineage: Eukaryota; Viridiplantae; Chlorophyta; Trebouxiophyceae; Coccomyxaceae. Gene Ontology annotation, cellular component: eukaryotic translation initiation factor 2B complex. The transcript has 8 exons. The record is from RefSeq and is a predicted model, not a curated record. Gene Ontology annotation, biological process: translational initiation. Gene Ontology annotation, molecular function: translation initiation factor activity; guanyl-nucleotide exchange factor activity. Bases 1 to 939 code for a protein of 312 amino acids.
AUGCGUGCAGCUGGCGGCAGUGCCUCAGAGAUGGUCGUGCGCAAGUUCCACGAUGCCCUUGCCAGGUCGCCCGACACAGCUGUGGCUGUUGCGGCCAUCAAGGCGCUGACUAGUGUCAUAGAGAGGAGCACAGCAACCACCAUGAUGGGCCUGGAGAAGGAGCUGAAGGAUGCAGCAUCAUCCUUGGAAAGGUGCAACGAGACGGCUAUUUCGCUGAAGGCGGGCUGCCAGCUCUUCCUGCGCUACAUCACAAGGACGUCCGCCCUGGACAUGGAAAACUUUGAGGCCGCCAAGGCGCGCAUCAUUGAGCGGGGCAACUAUUUUGCGGAGACGUCGGUGCGGGCGCGGGCGAUGAUAGCGGAGGUUGGCGCACGCUUCAUCCGGCCGGGCUCCAUGCUGCUCGUGCACGGCCACUCCCGCGUUGUUCUCGCUCUCCUGCGCAAGGCCGUCGCCCAGGGCAUCCAGUUCAGCGUGGUGAUCACAGAGGGGCGGCCGGACGAGACCGGUCUGACGAUGGCUCAAGCGCUUGAUAACAUGCGCGUUCCAACCAUCGCCAUACUAGACAGCGCCGUCGCCUAUGCGCUGGAGGCCUUCAGGGUGGACAUGGUGCUGGUGGGUGCCGAGGGAGUUGUGGAGAAUGGAGGGGUAAUCAACAAAUUGGGAACUUUCCAGGCGGCGCUCGCCGCCAGCUGCCAUAACAUCCCCUUCUAUGUCGCUGCAGAAUCCUACAAGUUUGCGAGAUUGUACCCUUUGGGCCAGAGGGAUUUACCGAUAGAGAGGAAGCACGUGGACUUUGGACCCCUGAUGCCCCGAAACACACACAUCGAGAACCCCUCACGAGAUUACACGCCCCCAAAAUACAUAUCUCUGCUCUUCACUGAUCUCGGAGUGCUCACACCUGCAGCAGUCUCCGACGAGCUCAUACAGCUCUAUCUCUGA